AAGAAAAAACUAGUUCGAGAAUUUGAUGAGAAACAGCGUGAAGCAAAUGAAACGCUGCGGGAAAUGGAGGAAGAACUGAAGUAUGCUCCUCUGCCUUUCCGCAACCAAAUGAUGAGCAAAAUCCGGGCAUACAGAAGAGACCUCUCCAUGUUCCAGAGAGAGAUGAGAAGCACAGAUUUGGGAUUGGGCCCUGGAAGUCAAGGCGAUAUAAAAUACGGAAUCUUCUCCACAGAAAAUGAACAGAGUACUCAUCUGCAGUCACAGAGGGUGCUGCUUCUCCAGGGAACAGACAGCCUGAACCGAGCCAGUCAGAGCAUCGAGCGUUCGCACCGAAUUGCUGCUGAAACAGAUCAGAUUGGCACGGAUAUAAUUGAAGAACUUGGGGAGCAGCGGGAGCAACUGGAACGCACCAAGAGCCGAUUGGUGAAUACAAGCGAGAACUUGAGCAAGAGUCGCAAGAUUCUACGGUCUAUGUCCAGGAGAGUAACCACUAAUAAGUUGUUGCUGUCAAUUAUCAUCAUCCUGGAACUGGCCAUCCUAGGAGGUGUGGUCUACUACAAGUUCUUUCGCAGCAGAUGAAUCUUCAUGACUGAGAUGAGCUUUUCCACUGCUGAGGAAUGGGAUGGGCUCUCUGUUCCCUCUGACUGUCUGUGGAUUGAACUGUCUUACGAGAAGACAGCAUGUUCAACUGAAACUGUAUCUCACUAGAAAGACACAGAAUGGGAGUAAAAGGAAAAAGCAGAGACAGACUUGAACUACUGGUAAGAUUAAUAAGAAGGUAAUAAAUAUUUUAUUGUCUCAAUUUGUAUAUACUUAACUAAAUGAAUAAAUCUUGGUAUGUAAUAAAGUAGCCACUGAUCAGUGGAAAA
Antrostomus carolinensis (chuck-will's-widow) is the source of this 869-nucleotide messenger RNA. RefSeq names its product vesicle transport through interaction with t-SNAREs 1B (gene VTI1B). The record is from RefSeq and is a predicted model, not a curated record. Gene Ontology annotation, biological process: macroautophagy; retrograde transport, endosome to Golgi; Golgi to vacuole transport. Gene Ontology annotation, cellular component: ER to Golgi transport vesicle membrane; endoplasmic reticulum membrane; late endosome membrane. Lineage: Eukaryota; Metazoa; Chordata; Aves; Caprimulgiformes; Caprimulgidae. The transcript is spliced from 5 exons. The coding region runs from base 64 to 579 and encodes 171 amino acids. Gene Ontology annotation, molecular function: SNARE binding; SNAP receptor activity.